UACUGAUAAAGUACUUGUACCUCCUCUCGCUCUCAGAUCAGCAGUCCGACAGGAAAACACCCAAAUAAGGCUCGAGGAAGUGAUGACGCGUCAGAGCCUGAUCCGAGCUGUGACGUGUCUCCGCGUGUUUCCGGACACGGCGGCUCCCCGCUGCCCGUUAACCGGCUGCAGUCCGGCUGUGAGAUGGUGACCACCGAUCGGGACCGGAUUCUGGACUCUACCGGGACCGUCCCGCUGCGGGGGGAUCAAAGAGAGCAGCGGGCUGCAUGCGCCUCCGCUCUGCCCAAAUAUGGGCUUUCCUCCCGCCGCGUCAGGAAGGCUACGUCACGCAGGAGUCUUUAUAAAGGCGGAUCCUCGCUGAGGGAAGCGACACAUCCAAGUUCAAGUUGUCAGGGAGGCGCGUGAAAACCCGUGCACGUUGUUUACCUCACUCCGUGCACGCAAACAUCCGGGGUAUCUCUACACGUCCACGCGGGACCCGGAGCCUUCGACCCUUCCAGCGUGGGCUUCCUAUAAGGCAUCCCGCACAGAGCGCCUCUCCGCCGACUCAGCAGCGGGAUCCCCUCGGUCCUGCGGUGCUCUUCCACCACCUCCUCCACCGGACCGAUGGCAGCGACCAGAGCCGAGCUGCCGCUGUCCGGCCUCCCGCCGCCCCCCUCCCCUCUGGAGGGGCACUUCUCCCAGCUGGAGGAGCUGCUCAUGCUGCUGCAGAGCGCGGAGCGGGGCGGAGACUCUGUGGACCUGGACCAGGGCUUCUCCCCUCAGGCCUACAGCGGUCGCUUCAGCUUCGAGCCCGCCUCCUGUACCGGCCUGUGGGCGGAGCCUCUCCUCAGCCUCUUCACAGGGUUGGUCGCUGUCCCCCCCCCUGCGGCCUGCGGCGCCUCCCUCUCUCGCUUGUCAUCGUCAGUGAUGUCAUCGCCGCCGAUCUUUAGCUCCACCUCCGAUGACGUCACCUCUGUCUUCUCCGCCACGCCGACAUACACGUCUGACGGCGGUUCCGACCUCUUCACCCCCCCCGUCGACUCCCAGCCGGCCCACCAGGCCUUCCCGCCGCAGGUCUCCCCCCCCGCCUACCCGCCCUCCCAGGUGGGGCAGAUGCUUCCCGACUAUCAGCACAGCGACCUCUGUCCGAAGCCGCUCACGCCGCUUUCUGCCAUUCAAGCCUUCUCUUCGCAGAGUCAGCCCAGAGGCCCCGCCCACCGGACCACAGCGCCCACACCGGGUCGGGCGAGAAAGUCCCCCACCGGGCGGCCGUGCAGAACGCCGCCGCACGAGCGCCCGUACCCCUGCCCGGCUGACGGCUGCGAUCGGCGCUUCUCGCGCUCCGACGAGCUGACGCGUCACGUGCGCGUGCACACGGGCCAGAGGCCGUUCCAGUGCCGCAUCUGCAUGCGCAGCUUCAGCCGCAGCGACCACCUGACCACGCACAUCCGCACGCACACCGGGGAGAAGCCCUUCGCCUGCAGCGAGUGCUGCCGCAAGUUCGCCCGCAGCGACGAGCGCAAGCGCCACGCCAAGAUCCACCAGAAGCAGCGGGAGCGCCGGAGCUCCGCCUCUUCCGUCAGCGGGCCCCGCCCCCGCCCCUACUCCUCCCCCUGCUCCUCCUAUUCCUCCCCCUCCCUCUGCUUCACCUCUUCCUCCUGCUCCUCCCCAGUGGGCAGUCCUCAGUCCAACGUUCACCGUGACCUUUGACCUCGAACUGGAACUCCGCCCUUGUGUGAACGAACCGGGUCAAAGGUCAAACACAUGAACCUGAGCCAGAGCAGAGUACCUUUAUAAGUGUACAUAAUGUCUAAAUGUAGUGUAAUGUACAGGAAGGUGUGCUACAUGUGGUAUAAAGUACAUGAACGUGUACCUACUGAGUAGGUUCGAAGACUUUUUUCAUGUUUUUAUACUCAACGUGUUUUUACAUCAAGUCACGAGAAUAAAAUGUCAAAACUCUG
Messenger RNA from Pungitius pungitius (ninespine stickleback), 1943 nucleotides. Its product is annotated as early growth response protein 1-like. Gene Ontology annotation, molecular function: DNA-binding transcription factor activity, RNA polymerase II-specific; RNA polymerase II cis-regulatory region sequence-specific DNA binding. Gene Ontology annotation, biological process: regulation of transcription by RNA polymerase II. The record is from RefSeq and is a predicted model, not a curated record. NCBI's taxonomy places the organism in Eukaryota, Metazoa, Chordata, Actinopteri, Perciformes, Gasterosteidae. The coding region runs from base 607 to 1692 and encodes 361 amino acids. The transcript is spliced from 2 exons.